Molecule: messenger RNA, 10520 nt
Organism: Homarus americanus (American lobster)
Lineage: Eukaryota; Metazoa; Arthropoda; Malacostraca; Decapoda; Nephropidae
Gene: htk
Product: microtubule-associated protein futsch-like
Exons: 23
Coding region: 445-8214 (2589 amino acids)
Biological process (GO): regulation of transcription by RNA polymerase II
Cellular component (GO): nucleus
Molecular function (GO): transcription cis-regulatory region binding
Source: RefSeq, a predicted model, not a curated record
GUGUGACAAGUUGUUGUUGUGCUGCGCUGCUCCGUCACCCACGGCUAAUAAUGGCUUUUAGAACUUUGUGAUUACCUCUUAUUGUGCACUUCUUCAAUAUAUCACUGCAUAAUAAUGCAGGUGAGUUGGUGCGUCACUUGUGGUGAAAACUGUUACGUGAAGAACUAAAGUGAAUUAAAACGUUUGCAACAAGUUAUUUCUAGUCCGGGGUUGAGAAAUUCCCAGCCAAUUUAGUGGUUAGUGAGACUAUGGAAAGUGCUUUUGUUAAUUCAACGGAAAGAGAUGGUGUCUGUCGUCAUUCACUGCCAGUGUUCAAUUCCUUCAUUCUGUUCUCAGAAUAAGCGGGACUGGCCAGGUCAAGUGGGUGUUGGGCUGGUAAACGUUGCUCAGCUUGACGGAAACUGUCUGGCUUAUGACCACGUAACGUAGCUGAGGACCAAGUUAAUGUGUCAGAGAAUGGAUAUUCCAGAAGGAGCAGUUGUACAGCAAUAUAAGAAAAGGCCUGAGGAUCCUCCUUUUCUGACUGUGGGAACAGAAGUAUCUGCCAAAUAUAAAGGCGCCUUUUGUGAGGCCAAGGUUCACAAGGUUGUUAAAGUCGUCAAGGUCAAGGUGACAUUUAAACUGGGUUUGGGCUCAACAGUUGUAUCUGAUGAUCAGGUGAAAGGUGUUUUGAAAAUUGGAGCCCAGGUUAAAGCAAGCCACCCAGACAAAAAUCAGUAUGUAGAUGCCAUUGUUAACAAAAUUCAAGAUUGUAGUCAGUACACCGUUGUGUUUGAUGAUGGUGACAUUACAACGUUACGUCGAACCUCGCUGUGCUUGAAAAGUGGUCGUCAUUUUGCUGAGAGUGAGACAUUGGAUCAACUACCUUUAACGCAUCCAGAACAUUUUGGCACCCCAGUUGGGGGAGCAAGGCGGGGUCGUAGAUCCAGGCAGCACCAUGAAGGGGACGAGUCUGGUGAUGAUGACGAUGAUGUACAUAAACGACAUCGUUCUAGGCGGGAGGAAUGGGAAUCUGAUAUUGGAAAGGUUGUGUGUGUUGAACUUGGAGAUAAGAAAAAACAGAAGGAUAAUUGGUUUCCAGGAUUAGUUGUUGCCCCUACAUCUCAAGAUUCUGUCAAGAUUGAAACAAAAAAAGAUUAUCUUGUCAGAUCCUUCCAGGAUGGUAGAUAUUACACAGUACCAAAAAAGGAAGCCUCCCCUUUUAGCCGUGAGGUUGGCAGCAAGGUUUCUCAGAGUGCUUUAAAGAUAGCAGUCGAAAAGGCUCUUCUCUUCAUGACUAAUGAUGAGCUUCCACCCCAUUGGGAUCGUGACUUACUUUUUGGCAUGGAUGUGUCGGAUGAUGAUUCAGACAGAGACGGAUCAGAUUCUGACAGCUCGGAUGAUGAACCAAGAGAAGAAAAGGAUCACUUUGUUGCUCAGCUCUACAAGUUCAUGGAAGAAUGUGGGGCACCAAUCAAUAGUGGACCAACUGUAGGCAAUAAGGACCUUGACCUUUAUAAAUUAUUCAAGGUUGUACAGAAACUUGGAGGAUUCAACCGUGUGAUGAACCAAAAUCAAUGGAAGGUGGUGUCUAACAAGAUGCAGUUGCAAAGUCUUGGCUCUCAGGGUCCUAACCAUAUCAAGGCUGCCUACAAGAGAUAUCUGCAAAGUUUUGAGGAAUUCUAUAGAAAACUUGGCUGCACCAUGGUUAGUAAUCCACGAGGGUCUCGCACAAGACAUCGUUCUGGCCGAAGCUUGAUCCGUGACUGUGAUAGGACACCUCGCACAUCCAAGAAGAAAGAAAAUGAUAGUUGUGACUCAACAGAAGAUGAAACUGAAAAAAAAGAAGAGGAGGAGGAUGUUAAAAAAGUCGAGAAGAAAAAAAGUGAUAAGGAAGACACAAAAAAAAGUGAAGAGAAGAAGGAAGCAGAAAAAAAAGAACCCGAUAAAAAAGAAGCAGAUAAAAAGGACAAUGAAAGGAAAAAAGAAGAAGGAAAAGGUGGAAAGAAUGGUAAUAAAGAGCCACAGAAGCAUAUUGAGCAAGAACCAGCAGUAACAAGAGAAAGGUCCAAAGAACCAUUGUUAACAAGAGAGAGAUCCAAGGAGCCAGCCAUGACAAGGGAACGUUCUCGAGAACCUGGCUCAGUGAGGGAGCGUUCUCGAGAACCUGGCUCAGUGAGGGAACGUUCUCGAGAACCUGGCUCAGUGAGGGAACGUUCUCGAGAACCUGGCUCAGUGAGGGAACGUUCUCGAGAACCUGGCUCAGUGAGGGAACGUUCUCGGGAACCUGGCUCAGUGAGGGAACGUUCUCGGGAACCUGGCUCAGUGAGGGAACGUUCUCGGGAACCUGGCUCAGUGAGGGAACGUUCUCGGGAACCUGGCUCAGUAAAGGACCGUUCUCAUGAACCAGCAACAACAAGAGAGAGAUCUCGAGAACCAUCUGUCAAUAAAGAUCGAAAUAAGGAAUCCAUUAAUGCAAAAGAUGUUUUAGGAGAGAGUGUUACACCGAAAGAAAGAUUACGAGAACCCAGAACGCCUAGAUCAGAGGCAAAAACUAGAGCUGCUGCUGCCAAAAGUGAAGCUAUUGAAGUGAAGACUCGAUCUAGUACAAAAGAAGAAAGAACAGAUAUUUUAGAAGUAAAAACUCGUUCCAGUACAAGGGAUGAAAAGAAAGAGGAUAAAAAAGUUAAGAAGGAAGAAUUGGAGCAGGGAGAUGAUGAAGAAGAAGAAGAAGAGGUAGAGAUGGCUCAGACUCGGUCAUCAUCUAAGCAUCGUGAAGAGAGCCGUGAGAAGGAGGAAACUAUGAAAAAGACUGGAACACCAACAAGAAAAGCCAAAGGGGAACGCACUACUAAUGCUGCUGCUGCUGCUGCUGCUGCUGCUGCUGCUGCUGCUGCUGCUGCUGCUUCUGCUGCUGCUGCUGCUGCUACUACUACUACUACUACUACGACGACUACUACUACUACUAUUACUACUGCUGCUGCUGCUGCUCCUGCUCCUGUUGCUGCUACUGUUUCUGCUGCUACUGCUGCUGUUGCUGUUACAGCUGCUACUGCUGUUGCUGUUACUACUGGUGCUUCUGCUACAGUUAAUGUCCCUACUCCAACUCCAACCCCUACUCCAACUCCAACUCCUACUCCAACUCCAACUCCUACUCCAGAGAAUGAUGAUGAUGAUGAUGACGAUGAUGAUUCUACUGUCUCUAAUGUGACUACCUCUACUCCUGCACCUAACUCUGGUACCACGAAUCCUAUAAAUGCUGCUGAUAAGAAGGCAAAAAAAAAUAAAGUGACAAAAACAGGUCCUGGGCAGACACCAGUUGCAUUACCAGCAGAAGAUUCCCCAGGUGCUAAAAAACGAGGGCGUAAGAAGAAGGUGGAAGGGGAAGUGGAACCUCCUGUGGGGAAGGCACUUAUUCCUGCUCAUGUUCCUGUGAGUGUUGGGGAUAAACUUCGGGUGCUCUACGGUCCAAGUGCUAAAGUAUCCAAGGUUACAUAUGAAGCAAAGGUGUUAGAAGUUGAGGAGGAAGGUAAUGCUCCAAUGUACUAUGUUCAUUAUCUUGGCUGGAAUACAAGAUAUGACGAAUGGAUUAGAAGACCGCGUAUUGCAGAAAACAUCACUUGGUCUCAGAAUAGAGCAAGAAAAGGCCGAGCUGCUGCUACUAAAGAACUUAAAGAAAAAAAGGAGAAAGAAAAAGACUCAAAAAAGGAGGACAAAGAACCAACUCAGGCUACUGCUUCUCCUAAAACAAAUAUUGGAAAACGAGGAAGGCCUCCAGGGGGAAUGCGUGAGAGACGUGAAAGUGAGCGCAGUGAAAAAAGUGAUACCAGUUGCACAAGUAGUGUUUCUGGCCCUAGCACAAGAGCAGCACGAGAAAGGGUGCUUUUGCAGCCAGACAGCCCAUCAUACCUCGACCAGAGACGUACUAGAAAUUCCAUGGCAGGCACAACAGAAAGUGACAGUGAAGAUUAUGAAUCUGAUGCAGAUACUGGAUCUGAAAAGUCGCGCACUCGGGCUAGUUCAGAUAGACGUAGUACUGUUGUCUCGUCUUCAUCUGCAUCUUCCACUCCUACUUCAGAGCCCACAUCAGUGACUCAUACUGUCUUGGAGAAGACUCCUAUGGAACUUAAUAUAAAAACACAAGUAGCAGAGGUAAAGGAAGAGGAGGAGGACCAGGAGCCAUGUGGGAAGGAUAUUGAUUUAAAUGCUAUCAUGUCAGAAAUGAAGGGACUUGAUAAGCCCAUUAAGAAGGAGGAAGACCGCAGUUUGAAAGAGGCAACCCCAAGAUUAAUAUCUCCAGUGAUGCCUGCCUCGUACACAACACCUGAAAAGAAUACCACUGAGCCUCCUGUAAAGCAGUGCAUUGAAAGUCUUCCAAAGAAAAUUACAGAAUCUCCAGUAAAACCAGUUACCCAAGAGCCCUCAAAGCUUUUAUCACCAAAGGUAGAAUCCUUAGAAGAUGACAUAUAUGAAUUUAAGGAGCCAGAGCCAUUUGACUUUGGAGAGAUGCGUGCCAGGAAAGAUGUUAGGAUAAAGCCAAAUGUAGGUACUGUGGCAAUGGAAGAAGCAGAGGCUGAAGCAAAGAAUAUUAAGAAGGGUAGACCUAGAAAAGACAUCAAGGAGGGAGAAGGUGAGAAAAUGGAAUCUGAUAAUGAUUCUUCACCAAGUCCGAGUCCCUCCAAAAGAGUUAUCUUGCCGAGGGAAACCAGAGAAUCGCCAGUUAAGCGGUCCAUUCCAGAUUGUAAAGAGGCUAUUCCUGUAUUAUUAGAAGGAAAUUUGACCCCAGAAAAAAAGGAUACCAUUUCUGUUGCCACAAUAAUAUCACCCCCUCGAAAAGUGCUUUUGAAGAGGGAUACAUCGAUGAAAACAGAGACGUCUGUUGCAGUCAUACCAGAAGUGAAGUUGGUAAAGCCAGACUUUCCCAAGUGUCCCUCGCCAAAGUCAUGUCAAGCAGAUACCCCUAAAGUCCUGUUGCCUUUAAAAGAACCUGUAAGAUUGCACAUGAUUGCCGCAAAGCCAAAACCAAAUCCUAAUAUUGAGAGAUCUGUUAUAUCUCAUCCAAAACCUCUUGGCCCCUCUUCACAUCUUCUUGCUCAGGCUGUUAUGCCAGUUAUUGAGUCUAAAGCUUUAGCUAAGCCAGUUCCAAAACAAUCUUUUGAUGUCAAAUCUGAGAAAUCUAUUCUACCCAUUAAAACUGAGGAGAAAGUAGAAGCCAAAGUUAUACCUUUCUCACAAAGACAACAGCAUAUAUUUCCUCAUCUUUUGAAUCGUUCAGAGUCCAAUGAAAAAAUAAAGGACAUGCAACAGCGAGUUGCAAUACCAUGCAUACAGUCUCCACCUAGAGAAACCACACCAAAUUGUGAUUCAGGAUCUAUAAGUCAGAGUGGAUCUGAUGUUGAGCGAAUCAAAAGAGAGAGUUCAGUAGAAGAAAGCAUUGAAGCUGUUGUAAAGAGGGCACGCCAAGACCAAGAAGAACAAAAUGAAGAAGACAGUAAGACUGAUAGCAAACUUACCCCUGACAAGAAAAGGAGGGCAUCUGGCAGAGUCAAAAAGGUAUUGAGCCGUGAGUUUGUCCCUGACACUUCUGAAGAGUCUGACUCAGAUAGCAGACUAUCAAGACCUGAUAUGGAGAGGAGGAUUAGGCGAGGAAAGAUAUGUGGUGAAGGAGAGAAAUUUGCACAGAUCAGUAGAGGACAGAAACCAGUCACAGAAAUGGAAAGAAAAAGUGGAAGGAGAAAAGAUGAAGAUAUAGAUAAUGAAGAUGAGGAUCAGAAAGUAGUAGAUGAAGAUGAGGUAGAAGAAGAGGAUGAAGAAGAGGAGGAUGACGAUGAUGAUGAUGAUGAUGACGACGAUGAUGACGAUGAUGAUGAUGAUGAUGAUGCAGAGGAAGAUGAGGAUGAAGAUGAGGUAGAGGAGGAGGAGGAGGAGCCAGAGCCAGUAAUACAAACAACCAUAAAAGGCAAAUUGGGCAGAAAGCAAGAUGUAGGUUUGGAACAAGAGGAAGAUGAACAAGAGGAAGAUGAUAAUAGGCCUCUUCGAAAGAAACCUAGAGCUUCAGCCACUCCAAAGCGAAUGGAGGAAGAAGUAGAAACUGGAUUAGGUGACCUUUUGUGUAAAGAAACCAUUCCUCCUGGUAGUCCAAUGACACAUGAUGCUAUUGCCACAGAUUCAGAACCUCAGCAGCAUCCGGAUUUAAAGAAUGAAAUGCCUUUUGCUAGUGUUCCUACUGGCAGCAGCUUUGGCAAAAGAGGGCCAGUACCUGUUGGGCAGACAGUAUCAUCUACUUCUCAGCCUUCAUCUUUGCAACCUCCACAACUUCACCUAUCUCAGCAGCAAUUGACUUCUCAACACCAGCAGAUACAACAGUCUUUAAAACAGCCACAACAACAACAACAACAAAUACCCUUACAACAAAAACAUCAGCCACUGUUGAUUCCCCAAGUACACCAAUCCUGCCAUCAGAAACUGCAACACCAGCAGAUUCAGCAGCAACAAAAAUCUCAACAGUCACAAGUACAACAUACACAGUUGCAGAAGCAGCAGCAAGUCCAGCAACAACAGACAGCACAACAGAACCAACAAGCACAACAGCAUCAUCAUCCACAGCUGCAGCAACAGCAGCACUCUCAAAUACAACAAAAUCCAUUAGGACAAAAGCAGCUUGUAUCAGGGCAACUACAACAACAUUCACAAGGACAACAGCAACAAAAUCCACAAGGACAACAGCAACAAAAGCUCCAGGUACAGCAGCAGCAACAACAAAAUUCACAGGUAUUACAACAGCAACACAGUCCUCAAUUGCAACAGCAGCAAAAUCCUCAGGUUCAUCAACAGCAACUCUCACAGGUGCAACAUCAACAGAAUCAACAACAACAAUUAAAAGUUCAGCAGCAGCAUCACCAGAUACAGCAGCAGCAGCAACUUCAGCAACCACAGCUGAAGGUACAGCAGCCACAUCACCAUCAGGUGCAGCCACAUCACCACCACCAGGUUCAACAGCAGCAGCAUCAAGCACAGCAGCAACACCAACAAAUUCAACAACAAUCACAACAACAUCCUCAGCAAUAUACACACGCUCAGCAUAACCAUCACCCUCCACAGCGGCAACAUCCUGAACAGUUACAGCAAUACCACCAUCACCAAGAGCAAACUCCGCAUCAUGACCAACAAUACCAACAGAUAUCAAGAUCUGUGUCGAAUGUUAGUAAUACAAUACUCAGCUCUAGUAUAGCAGUUGUAGCUGCUGCAGCAGCUUCUGCAAGUACUAGAAAUAGUACCUGUAGUAACAUUAGUGGGUCAGUUGGUGCCUCAACAGGGCCUUCCACAUCUGGUAAUUGUGGCCCAAUAGCAGGAAGUGGAAGUGCUCAAUCAUCUGCCCAAACUACAGUUAUGGACAAUACUCCUCCAACCACACCAGAGAGCAUUAUCUCCAAUAUAUCAGAUUCACCAAGAGGGGAUAAUGAAGCAGCCAAGUUGGAUGACUCAAGCAAAUCUGGUCGAGAUUCAUCUGAGGUGGAAUUGGAGAGUUUAGGAGAUACCACAAAGAUUGACCAGUUUUCUGAAGACUCCAAUACAAUGGACAGUACAUUAGGCAGUGAACCACGCCGUCGUGGUAGGUUGAGUGUACCCGUGAAGCGUCACCAUGAGGGGCACCUUACCCAAGUUAACUUGGCUGAUGGGGAAGGUUCUGAAACUGAAGAGGGCAGUGUCACUCCAGCUGCACCAAAGAGGAGACGUCGAGGUCCAAGAGCUCGAGCCAGCAAUGAUCCCGAGGAUGACGAAAGUUCCAGGAAAAGGAGCAGCCAGGGAACUUACAUUGGACGCAGAAGAAGAAGGCACUCUUCCUCACGUGGAGACCAAGGUGCACCAUGCUGGGAUUCCAAUCUAGCUGUUGCUUCAGGGUUUGUCGAGCCAGAUUCAAGAACCACUAGAGAAGCAGGAAUUUCCUCACUUUCAAGACCAGCUCUCCAAAUAGAUGAUGACCCAGAGACAAGUGGACUGUCAGCUUUAUCUCUUGCUUGUAGUGCUGCAAGACGUUCAAGAUACAACUUUUGUCAGGAGCUUGAUCCUGAUUUAGAUGCUUCUAAGAGGAUAGCAGUUUUGCAGUCCAGAAUUCAAGAACUGAAGCGAACCUACAUGCAAGUUAAAACUGAGCUUGCCUCAGUUGAACGCAGACGGAAAAAACUUCGCCGGAAAGAACGUGAAAGUAAGACAUCAAUAAUUAUCAAUUCCUAAGAUUGAUCCGACAACCCAUCGAAAAUGAAUUCUUGUGCAAGAAGAAACGAAGCCUGAGCCUACGUAACAAGAUGUGGGUAUAAUGUGUCAACCCCAGUCAUCUGUGAUUUAUAGUGCUCAGCAUUAGUUAAUGUAAACGAAGGAUAGAUCUCAGUAGUCUUGUGUAAGAAUUGGUCAGUGACAAUUUAGCCUUUAAGGUGAUGCUUGGACAACAAUAGAGUUCAUUUUUUAUUUUCAGAGAAUUUCAUCAUUAUUGUAAUUUUUUUAAUAGUAGCAUAUGAAUGCAAUGUUCAUAUUUUUCAUUUUAAAUGAUUUGAACUCUAAGAGUGCUGUUCCUCAGCGGAAGACUGAUCAGGCGAGAUGGAGUGCCUUGAUAUUUUUAUUUACUAAUAUUAAUUUUGUAUUUAUUUAUUUAUUUAUUUUUUUUUUUUUGAGGGGGGGGGGUUAUUAUAGCCUAGUGGGUUGACAAAUUUGUUAAGAAGGCUUAGCUUGUUUACUGUGAAUCAGAGCUUUAAUAGGAAGAGAUUUAUGUGGACUACAGGAGGUUAUACCUUUGUGUAUAGCACAGGGAGGAAAUUGUGUUGAUGUUCCUGUUGUCAACCGCUGCAGCUUAAGUGUAAUGGUAAAUGAUAUGCCUUGCUCGGUGAUUUUAUUAUUAAAAUUUGGAAUUUAGAUGACAGCUGUAUUCAGUGUACAUAAAGACACAUAGAUCCUCGUGUUACUUAAGGUACUUUUUUUAUUGUUAUCUUUUAUAGGGUAGUAUACCAGAAAACUGAGUUCUUUUUAUUAUUGCAGAACUAACUCUAAAUGAAUGCCUUUGUGAGAAUUAUGUAUAUUGUGAGUAAUAAGUGAUUGGAUGAAUGAUGAGAGAGAUUGAAAGGGAGAGAAAAAUGGUCUAUAUCAAACAACAAAGUAUUUAUGAAAAUUUGUAAUAUUUUUUAUACGGACUUUAAACAUUUUUUACUCAAUAUCUUCCUAAUUCUCAAAUGAACAAAAUGUCUCCUGUGAAGUACAAGUUGUACAAUGGGUAUUUGCAUGAACCAGGUCAAAUCUCUUGUCUAUAUAUCUUACAAUGUUAACUCAUGUCAGCUGUAAUUUGACUUGUUGAUGAAUAUUUUAUCUUUACCAUAUUACUCAAAGUAAUUAAAAGCCUUUUAUUUAAGUACUGUAUGACCUAAAUCAUAGGCAUUUUAAAAUUAUAUUUGAUUGAAAGUUUUCAACCAAUUAGAGUACAGCUUUUCAUGCUCAAAAUGGAUUUACAUAUCCCAGUGGCUAGCCUUGAUUCCUAACUCUGCAUCAUGGCUCAGUCAAAUAGCAGCAACUCCAAGGUAUAUUUUUUAAACUCUGCUCGAAUGACAUAACCUUAGGAUUACAGUGCUUGACACAAUUAAAUUACCUAAUUUUUAGGAAUAGGUAGGUCCUAUGCUUUGCUGAACCAUAAAUAGUGUUUGUCCUCAGUGAUGCCAAUGCUUCAUUAAUAACUUAAACUAUUGUAUAUCCUCAAACGAGUUAUCCUUGCCAUAGCUCUGCCUUUUCUACCAUAACUCAAAGUGGUGCUUAUAUAGCUGGCCACUGUAUUAGCUCUGAGGAUCAAUAUUGAUAGCACUUGAUCAUUCUAUGCCAAGGUAAGUGUCUGUCAGCAGUAGUUAAGUCUGUUCUGUAAGAGUUAAUGUCAGUUCUGCCAUAAAAUCAUUGUAAAACAAUCUUAUACAUUAAUUUGUUUUAAAGUUUUUAAUGUGAAGUAAGUGUACAUGUGCAUAUAUUGAUGGUUGUUUAUGCAUUUCAUGCAUUGUGCAGGUGUCUAUACUUAUGACAGUUUGUACUCUGUAAGGUAUUGCAUAUUGUAUUCAGUUUUGUUAAUAAACAAACAAUGUAAAUUUAAGCACAGGAUUUAAGGGUCUUGUGAUGGGAUUGAUUAUUAAGUCAAUUAACUUUUUACCAGAACAGACUUCUCUUUAUCUCUCUUCCUUUUUUAUCUUUAAAAAAAAUAGUUAUGGCAAGUGCUACCAAAAGAGUAUAUGAAGAGUGUUUAUAAGUUGUGUGAGGCAGGAGUAGGAGCAGCAGGUCACUUUAAGCUGACAACACUUGUUUACUUUUCACUGUACAGCCCAUAGUUGUUACACCAGAAUCAUGAAAUACAUGUUUUAUGUUCAGUUUAUAUUUUGGCUUUUAAAUUUGACCCUUUUUUUUGGUAAUUUUAAAGCUGAAAAGGUAAAGGUUUUUAGGAAAUAUAUCAACUCUGCAUUCAGUCACCCAUUGAACCUCAACAGGUAAAAAGUGAAGAAUAGUGAGAAGGAAGACUUUCA